AUGGCGGCUGUUUUAGAAUCGCUGCUGCUUGGAAAAGCAGAGCUUGACAAUGCCCUCAAUUGGCUCAAAAUUGUGAAGCGCUCUGAAGGUCAGCCAGCAUGUGAGCCUCUACAGCUGGUGCAGAGGCAGGAGUUUGUGUCCUUCUUGCUAAACUUCCUAAGGGACCAGAGCAGCCACACCCUCACCCAUGGCCCAGCCACCCCUGCCAAGACCCCCGUCAGUGCCCGGUCAGCCCACCGCUCCACCACACGACCUUCCGGCGAGCGCAGCGGUAGGGGUGCCCGCUCAGCUGGAGGUGGCGGUGGAGGAGGCUCGCGUGGAACCAGUCGCGUUCAGCUGUUCUCCCCGGCCCCGUCUGUCUCACCUCUUGGUGGGGCCAGCCAGUGGGAAGGUGGCCUGGGUCAUGGAGCUGCUACGCCCACCCCGAGCGGUGGUGACCUAAGCGGCUUGAGCAGCCCUUCCUUCAACUCCACAUGGAGUCCCGCGGCCAGGCCUUCGCACUCCGACCGACGCUCCUCCCACCGCUCCAGCCUGGGAGACUUCAUGACCCUGUCGCCGCCGGAGAUGCAUCCCAACAGCCCUGCCCCGGGAUCGGGUCAGGCGUCGCACCACCGGGGCAGUGGACGCAGGCGUAGCGGAGGACCAGGGUCCAGCGGAGGCGUUAGGGGGAUGGGAGGAGGCCGUGGUGGGGGUGGUUUCCAGCAUGAGGAUCCUACUGCGUCCUGGGACAGGAGUGCUCGGAAGGGCAGAGGAGGCGGAGGGAGAGGGGUCAGUGAGGCGGUGUCACCCCCUACUACUACUGCUGCGCCGGUGACCCUGAACUUCAACAACCUGGAGGACUUCCCUCCGAUGGGGGCGUCUCAGCAUGCAUCACCCAUUCAGACCAAGCCAUCUCGUCGCAUCAACCCUACGCCGGUGAGCUCGGAGCGGCCUCACUCCAAACCCAAGAGCUGCUUCACCUCCACGCCACUCAGCAAGCCCUGCAGUCCCCCCAUAAUUCCAGAGGGGGCGGUAGUGGUGGGCAGCCCAGCCAACCUGCAAGAGGAGAGGGAGAUGCUGAGGAGAGAGAAGUCUAAGCUCCAGCAGCAGCAGCAACAGCAGCAGGUGUGCUCUCCUCUGAAGUCGGCCACAGAGCUCUGCACCCCCACCAAACAGGUGCGUCUGGACUCCACAGCGCAGGACGCCCAGGCCGUCAGCCCCGACCCCUCCAAGGUCACCCUGACCGCCCAACUGGACCUGCUGGCCGAGCUCUACUGCACCUGCAUCUUAGAGAACUUGGUGCCUAAUAUAUUCCUGGAGCUGUUCUUCGUGCUGCAGCUGCUGACGUGUCGCAGCCCCACUGUCCUAGAGGGAGAGAGAGACAGCCUGUCUUGCAGUGGAGAAGAUAUGUUGGAGAGAGGCUACUUGAAGGAUGUCCACAACUGUGUGUACUUUGCCCUGAAAGUCCUGGAGAACCAGUUUGAGCUGUUGUCUCAUCUAGACAAGUGUACGCUACGCCUGCUGGCUGAGAAUGAGCGGGUUGGCUUGUUUGCUCCAGCGCUGAGAGACCGACUGGCUCUGGCCCAGGACACCAGCACUGCCAAGGUGUCCCCUUCUCUGCCUUCCUUCAUUCACUCAGUGCCUUUCCAGCCUGCCACUGAUAACCGCUCCAACUUCAGCAACGACAAGGCUUUCCACAUCUUCAAGAAACAAAGGGACAUAUUUUACGAGCUUCUGAGAGACUGGGAGGACUUCCAUGCUGAGCCUGGGUGGAACUUUGAGACGGCUCUAGGCUGCAGAGUCAGGGCGAUGGUUAGUCAACUGAACAGUGCGGGGAAUCACGCCCACUUUGCUCGCCUCUUUCAGAAACAGCUGGUCCAGAUGUGCAAGGAGCCGGGGGUGCGUGGCUCGUUCGGCGAGGCUCCAGACGCGGACGUGCUGAGCAUCCUGGGCGCGGAGGGCCUGGGCCGGCUGAAGCGUCUGCAGGAGCGUCUGAUCCAGCCGCAGGGCUUCACGGGGCCCUGCCCGCCGCCCUCCUUCCCCGGGUACCAGGAGUUCUUCAGGGACUUCCUGCAGACCGCCAGCUGCUGCCAGCUGAACCAGCACCUGAAGGACAGCCUGUGCCAGGAGCUCCUGGCGCUGGACGAGGUGUCCAUCCUGGGAUCACCUGCAGGGGGCAGCGCCGAGGAAGAGGAGGGUGACGGAGACAUGGACCAGCAGGAUGAGAAGCAGAGGUUUUCGUCCGUGCUGCUGGUGGCUCGUCUGCUGGCCAAGUUCCUGGGCUACAUCUCCUUCCUGCCCUACCACACAUCCGAACCCCCGUCAAAAGAGAUACGGGAGGCGGCCAUUGCACUGCGCACCAAGAGUUCUCCAGUGCUGGACGUGUGUGCGGUGCUGCGCAGCUGCGUGUGCAGGCGGCGUACGGUGCUGACGGUGCCGUGGCUGGUGGAGUUCCUGUCCAUGAUGGACCACACGGGGCCCUACCUUCCCUGCUUCAGAGCCGCCCUCGGAUCCCUCCUGCAACUCUACAGGCGAAUGCUGCUGGGAAGAGGAGCCGAGAUGUGCUACCUGAAUCAGCUGCUAUUGGUAGCUGUUCUGGGCUGGCUUUUCCAGAUUCCUGUGUUUCCCGAAGACCUUGUGUUCAGUGAAGAGCUGGACUUCAGUGAGGAGACUGUGGCUGGCUCUCAGGGCUUGGACCCCCUGCCCCUGGUGGACCAACAGCUGCUCUACACCUGCUGUCCGUUCUUAGGUGAAUUCCGGAAACUGUUGGCGGCCUUUGUGGCAGGCAGCACAGGCAAGAGUGGAGGCCUCAUCCGCAAGAUCACACCCACCUCUGCGGAACCCAGAGACCCAGCCCCAACACGCUCCCAGCAGAAACUGCAGAUGGAGCUGGAGCAGGCCUUCUUCCACAACCAGCCUCCCUCGCUCAAGCGCACCGUGGAGUUUGUGGCAGAGCGCGUCAGCUCCAACUGCGUCAAGCACAUCAAGGCAACUCUGGUGGCAGAGCUGGUGAAGGGUGCUGAGCAGACCCUGAGAGAGGCGCUGGGGACGGACAGUGGUGCCAACGUGGUCAAGCUGAAUGAUGCCAUCUGCACCCAGCUGUGUGAGAAGGGCAUGGAGGCGCUGGGAAGAGCCACCAGGUUCUGCAGUGAGAAGGGUCCAGAGGCCAUACGGGUCCUGUUACCUGAGGAGACCUCCCCAGCAGUCCUCAGCACUUCGGAGAGCAUCACCACUCGGCUGGCCACAGAGAAAGCCUGCACUUGGCUCUCCUCCAAUAUCACAGCUUUGAUCAAAAGGGAGUGGAAGACUGUGUUUGACCGUGUCAUGAAGACGCUUCCCAGCUUGCCACCCACGAACCAACCCACCCAGGGGACAGCAGGGCCACAGGCUCCAAGCUCCACAGACACACAGAGAGGGACCGGAGGACAGGCCCAGGCCCAGGGGCCAACUGACUGCCCCCCUGACUGCUCUCACCAGGCUCCCAGAGCCUCCAACGUCAUCACUGAGAUCAAGGAAGUGUUGAGCAUUGCAGUGGGACCCAGGGCUGAGGAGGAAGUGGUGACCAUCCAACAGCUGCAGACUCUGUUGGACAGAACCAAAGACACACUGCGCUGUCGAAAGUUUCUGUCCGUGGUGCCGGAGCAGAUGCUGGUGCGAUGCACAGUCAUGUUGGCCUGCAGGCUGGUAUCAGGAGAGUUGCCUCUGGCCAGCCCUGUGGAGGAGGGGGGUGUGCGGGCUCUGCUGGAGCAGCUGGUGAGCCUGUGGGAGGGCAGAGGCCUUCCCUUCAUCCUCCCUGCCCCCCUCCACCUGCUCUUCUCCUCGCCCACCCUCACAGCCACGCUCAACAACACGCACGCAGAUAACUGCCACAACUUCAGAGUCUUGCUCAGUCUGCUUUUGGAGAAGAGACUUCUGGGAAAGGAGGACAUGGCUGCACAUUGGAAGAGCUUACUCGAUCUGUCCUGGACCAUGGAGUCUAUAGAAAAGCUCCAGGAGCUGUCCAUCUCUUCUGUCCCGUCGUCCCCCAUCUCACUGCCGGGCCACAGAGACGUCCUGCAAAUCUCCCAGUAAACCAGCAGAGGGAGCCAUCUCCUCAAGGCAACUCACAGGGUGUGGACUAGAGCCUGGUGCGAUGCAGAGAGGCGUACCGUUACCAAAGACAACGCAAACUGGAGCACAGCCUCUAUUGCUACGGAGUAACUGUGUGAGCCAAUUAGAAAGAGUUGAACUUGUGUUUGGCCCCUGCGAUUGGCUGGUUUGAUGGUGGACUGUGGAAGUUGCUUUUUCCCUUGUGCUACUUGGACGAGGCUUUGCUACCAUCGCUCAUGAGCUGAUGUCAUGACUCUUAACGAUGCCAUUUCCUCUUGGGUCUCCACUCCAGAUCUGAGGGCCGUGAUUCUGCUUGCGGUUUGUUUUGAGCUGCUGGCAAGGACUUGUGCUGUCGGUUUUAUGAAAAGUGCCUGUAGAAUGUGUUGCUGCCAAGCGAUCUGCCUUUGAGUCAUAAAAUUGUACUCUUUGUUUCCCUCCCCUCUCACUACUUGCUGAAUACAUGUAGCCAAUCACGCUCAUUUUAAACAAUAACAAUCUCUGUCCAAGUUCCGUUAUACCUUCUGCUGUUCUCUUUUUGGACAUGGGUCUUCAACUUCCCUUAACUCCAUGGACCCCGUCAGAAGAACAUGGAGAUUUGAACUGUAAUGUGCCAAUUUGUUUUUUCACUACCUAACAUUAUCUAGCCAAAGGAGGGAUACUCAGCAUGGGAAAAGAGGAAGGAAAGGGUUAUUUUAGGAGCAGUGUUGUGUUAGUGUCACUGCUGGACUGGUCAGUUCCACAGGGGUACUCCAAGAAGUUGGUUCAGAAGCAAACCAGGUUAAGUCAACCUGUUGUUAGUGGUAAAACCGCUAAUAAAAGAGUCCAGAGUCCUCAUUUUCUUUACUAAAUGAUAACUGAAGGCUAUCUAUUAGCAGGUUUACCACUUUCUGUAGGUUGACUCAGCCAGGCUUAUUGCUUAACCAUGUUCUCGGAAUGCACCCGGAGGAGGGAGAUGAGCAGAUCAAUAGGAAUCGAACAGGGUUCAUUGGGAAAUAGAGCUCUUGAUAAUAGAAUAAUAAAGUUUACGGGAAGAUGGUUAUUUAAUUUUUUAUAUUUAUAUUUUAAUAGUAUGUACUACUAAUUAUGUUUGUAUUGUCUUCUUGUUAUAAUACUUAACGUUUUAUAUGAAUAUUCCACUGUGCUGCUUAUGUUAAGUUGGAAUGAUUCGCUCCUAAAUGCACAGAGAUGCACUUGUGAUGGACUUAGUUCAUGUGGGACAUGAAAAUAUUUCAACUGUCAGCUGCUUGUAAACUAUUGUAAAACAAGUUUUAGGAUGUUUCUAUUCAUAAAUAAAGGUAUUUUAAAAGUUGAA
Molecule: messenger RNA, 5380 nt
Organism: Engraulis encrasicolus (European anchovy)
Lineage: Eukaryota; Metazoa; Chordata; Actinopteri; Clupeiformes; Engraulidae
Gene: cdan1
Product: codanin 1
Exons: 28
Coding region: 1-4050 (1349 amino acids)
Biological process (GO): chromatin organization
Cellular component (GO): nucleus
Source: RefSeq, a predicted model, not a curated record